GAAAACUUAAUGGGCAUGGGUUGAGACCCGAAACUCCAAAUCUCAUUUUCAAGGAAUCGAACUCCCUGUUGAGUGUGUUUGUGCCAAAACCCUUCUGAAUUCGAGACACAGAAAGAGAGAGAAAGAGCCGCGGCAAUGGAGAAACUCUCCAUCUUCAUACUGCUUACAAUCUCGCUCCUUCCCUUUCUCUGCUCCUCAUUCUCACCUGAAUCUCCAACCGAUCGCCGCAUUCUAGUCUUGCUUGACGACUUCUCUCUCAAAUCCUCUCACUCCCUUUUCUUCAACUCACUUAAGUCUCGCGGAUUCGAUCUCGAUUUCAAGCUCGCUGACGAUCCCAAGCUGAUACUGCAUAGAUAUGGCCAGUACUUAUACGAUGGCUUGGUUCUCUUCUCCCCUUCGGUUGAGAGAUUUGGAGGUGCAUUGGAUUUAGCGGCUGUGCUUGACUUCGUUGACUCGGGCCAUGACUUGAUUGUAGCCGCUGAUGCUUCUGCGUCCGAUCUGAUUAAGAGCAUCGCCACCGAAUGUGGGGUUGAUUUUGAUGAAGAUCCGUCGGCUAUGGUCAUUGAUCACAAAAACUAUGCAGUCUCAGAGAUCGAGGGUGAUCACACGUUGAUUGCUGCAGAUGAUUUCAUUCAAUCUGAUGUUAUAUUGGGAAAAACUAAAAUUGAGGCCCCUGUUCUUUUUAAAGGUAUUGCACAUUCUAUAAAUGCAGCCAAUGGCCUGGCCUUGAAAGUCCUUUCAGCUUCAUCUUCAGCAUAUUCAGCUAAUCCUAGUUCCAAGUUGUCAAGUCCUCCUUCACUAACUGGAUCUGCAAUCUCUUUAGUUUCAGUAAUGCAGGCUAGAAACAAUGCUCGAAUUAUGAUCACUGGCUCCUUGGAUAUAUUUAGUAACCGGUUUUUCAGAACAGGUGUGCAGAAUGCUGAAAGCAAAAUAAAAUAUGCAAAAUCUGGUAACGAGCAGUUUGUGACUGAACUUAGCAAAUGGAUCUUCCAUGAAAGAGGUCAUCUAAAGGCUUUUAAUAUUAUUCAUCACAAAGUUGGGGAAGCUGAUGAACCUCCUAUGUAUAGGAUCAAAGACGAUCUGGAUUUUUCUGUUGAGAUAUAUGAAUGGUCUGGAAAGAGCUGGGAACCAUACGUGGCCAAUGAUGUUCAGGUUCAGUUCUAUAUGAUGAGCCCUUAUGUGUUGAAAACUCUCUCAACUGACCAGAAGGGUCUCUAUCAUACAUCAUUCAAGGUGCCUGAUGUCUAUGGGGUUUUCCAGUUUAAGGUCGAGUAUCAGAAGCUAGGCUACACUAGCUUGUCCCUUUCAAAACAGAUUCCUGUUCGGCCUUUCAGACACAAUGAAUAUGAGAGAUUUAUAACAACUGCCUUCCCUUAUUAUGGAGCUUCUUUUGCCACGAUGGCUGGCUUCUUUAUCUUCAGUUUCGUCUACCUGUACAACAAGUGAAGUUCCUACUAUCAUAGAGAGGAUUGAAUCACAUUGACAUGAUUUAAAGUUGCUUUGAAAACUUUUGGAGAAAAACAAAAUUUGAGGGUAGAUAUUGCGAAAUUUCCUCCUCAAAUUUGUUAGAAUAGAAUUAGGGUAUGGUAUUAUCUUAUUGAAGUAUCCAGCACUAAUUUCAGUCGUCUUCGACUGCGUAAUAGUUACUAUUAGUCCACACAGAGUUAAAGGUUUGUUUGACUUCAUUGUUGCAGCUAUUAUUGAAAAGAGGCAAUUAAAGAAUUGAUUUGGCGAUUAACUUUUCAAA
Molecule: messenger RNA, 1747 nt
Organism: Manihot esculenta (cassava)
Lineage: Eukaryota; Viridiplantae; Streptophyta; Magnoliopsida; Malpighiales; Euphorbiaceae
Product: dolichyl-diphosphooligosaccharide--protein glycosyltransferase 48 kDa subunit
Exons: 13
Coding region: 136-1446 (436 amino acids)
Cellular component (GO): endoplasmic reticulum membrane; oligosaccharyltransferase complex
Source: RefSeq, a predicted model, not a curated record